Messenger RNA from Racocetra persica, 448 nucleotides. Lineage: Eukaryota; Fungi; Glomeromycota; Glomeromycetes; Diversisporales; Gigasporaceae. The record is from the annotation of a GenBank genome assembly.
AAUCCAAGAACAUCAAUUAGAUCAGCAAAGACUAUCCGAAAUCGAAGAUGUUUUACAACAAAGUACUCUAUCAGCUUACCAAAGAAGUGCAAUUAUAAGUAAGAUGCCAGACUUAUUCCAAGAAUUAACUAUAGUUAUACAAAAUCCACAAGUAAGGCAAACAAGGAGACGUCCAGUUGGGGCGAGAAACCAUGCUCAAUCAUCUACUGAAAGGGACUCAUCUGCUUUUGAAUUGGUUGAAUCAGAAAGGAAAUGUGGUAUAUAUCAUGAAUCCGGGCACAAUAGUAGAACAUGCCCGAAUGCGGAAAGUACAAGUGAAGAUAUUGAAUCUGACGUAGAUGUAGCUGAAGACGACGUAGAUGUAGUUGAAGCCGAUAUUGAGAUGGUUGAUGCCGAUAUAGUUGAAAAAGAUUUAGUUGAAAAAGAUGAUGAUAUAAUUGAAAUAGAU